Messenger RNA from Striga asiatica, 2124 nucleotides. NCBI's taxonomy places the organism in Eukaryota, Viridiplantae, Streptophyta, Magnoliopsida, Lamiales, Orobanchaceae. The record is from the annotation of a GenBank genome assembly.
AUGGAGUGCAACAAAGACGAGGCAAUCCGGGCCAAACAAAUUGCCGAGAAAAAGAUGGAAAAUCUCGACUUCGAGGGUGCCCGCAAGAUCGCCCUAAAGGCCCAGGCCCUCUACCCAGAGCUCGAGAACAUUUCCCAGCUGCUGGGCAUCUGCAACGUCCACUGCUCGGCUCAAAUGAGAAUCUUAGGAGCUGAAAAGGACUGGUAUGGGAUCCUUCAGGUUGAGAAGCUGUCAGAUGAGCCUACCGUGAGAAAACAGUACCGAAAGCUCGCUCUCAAUCUCCACCCGGACAAAAACCGGUUCCCAGGUGCUGAAGCUGCCUUCAAAUUGAUUGUCGAGGCAAAUGCCGUUUUAUCAGAUCCUGCCAAGAAGUCAGUGUACGACAGCCGGAUUCGAGCUGUCGGCCAACCACCUGUCCCUGUGAAAAUUCCACCUCAUCACAUGAACGCGAACAGAACCUAUCAGUUUAACAGGCAAUAUGGGGUUAAUAGUAAUGUGCCAACUGGAUUUACUGGUCUGAACCAGCAUCAAGCGGCCCAGCCGCAGCCGAGUCACUCUGUGAGGCUGGAGAUGUUCACGACCAUCUGCCCGUUUUGCUGUAUUAAGCACCAGCACCCGAGGACGGUGCUGAGCACAAUGCUGACCUGUCACAACUGUUUGAAGAAGUUCAUGCCGUAUGAGAAAACUGGUCCUAGCAUACCUACAGGGGUCCCGAUCAGGCCUGUAGCGAGUCAGACGGGUGCUAAUUUUGGCUCGGGGAACUCUGUCUCACGUGAGGCGUCUCAGUGGCGUGCCAAUAAAAGAGCCGCGAAGGAAAAUCAGCAAGCAGCGCCUGCUUCGGGAGGUGUCCAGGUGGAAAAUGCUGCUAAAGUUCGGGUUGAAGUGAAGGAAAAACGUGUGGAUGAUGGCCGUGAUGUUAGUGCUUCACAUGGGCAGAAGGCGAACGGGUUUGCGGAGAAUAGAGAAAAAGUGAAGGAGAAGAAUAAAAGUAGGAAGAGGGGAAGGAAGCAAAUGAUAUCCUCCAGCGAGAGUUCGGAUUCGUCGAGUGAUUCUGAUUUGGAAGAUGUUACUAUGAAGGGCAAUCAUGAUCUGAAUUCUGGUUCUAGUCAUGGUCACCCUGUGAGGAGAUCUUCGCGCGCGAGGCAAAACGUCAACUACACAUACACGGAAGGUGAUGUUGAAGAUGAUGAUGAUGUUUAUCUUAGUCCUCCCAAGAGAUCGAGAGGAAAUAAAGUACCUGAGGAUAUUGAAGAGGAGAAUAAAGACUCUUUGAAUCAGAAUGCGACCGUUCACCCCGAAGAAAGCAAACAAGCCAAAGGUUUUGCGGAAAGUGAGGGGAUGGGAAAUGGUACAGGCGUUGUAAUUGAAAGUGAGGAUGCAGAAUUUACCGAUUUCAACAAGCUUCGUGAUGAGAGCCUCUUUGCGGUCAAUCAAAUCUGGGCCUGUUAUGAUUCAGACGACGGCAUGCCCAGGUUUCAUGCCUUGGUCAAGAAGGUAUCUCAUGCUCCAUUUGAAUUGAGCUUCACGUGGUUGGAGCCUGACCCUAUAUACGAUGCUCAUAAGAAGUGGACAAAGGCAGGUCUACCUGCUGGAUGUGGCAGUUUUAAGCUUGGGAAAAUUGAAAUCACGCAUUCAAACAAUAUGUUUUCCCACAAAGUGAUUUUUGAGAAAGGAACGAAGAGAGGUUCUUUUCACGUGUAUCCUAGGCAAGGGGAGGUCUGGGCUGUUUUUAAGGACUGGGAUUUGAACUGGAGCUCCAGUCCAGAAAACCAUACAGUGUAUAAAUAUGAAGUUGUGGAGAUUCUCACUGAUUUCGAUCCUGUUAGUGGUCUAAAGGUCUGUUACUUGGAUAAAGUUGCGGGUUUCGUCAGCGUUUUUAAGAGAAGUAGUCUUGACGAGGCCGACUCUUUUCUGGUUCAACCGAAUCAAUUGUACAAGUUAUCUCAUCGUAUUCCAAGCUAUAAAUUGACAGGCUCAGAGAAAGAAGGUGUUCCAGCUGGUUCGUUUGAACUUGAUACUGCUUCCUUACCUCUGGAUGCUGAUGACUUGUUUUACCCUUCAAAAGAAGGGAUGGGCGUGGAGAAAACGGGCCAUGGAGCUAAUGUGGAACCGAAGUCUGUAUAA